Messenger RNA from Drosophila busckii, 532 nucleotides. RefSeq lists its product as uncharacterized. Bases 275 to 523 code for a protein of 82 amino acids. NCBI's taxonomy places the organism in Eukaryota, Metazoa, Arthropoda, Insecta, Diptera, Drosophilidae. The record is from RefSeq and is a predicted model, not a curated record. Gene Ontology annotation, biological process: cilium assembly; receptor localization to non-motile cilium. Gene Ontology annotation, cellular component: BBSome. The transcript has a single exon.
CCAACUUUGGUUGGAAUUAAGAGAAUGCCACAAUGCCGAAACAAGCUAAAAUGUCGGCCAAGAGCAACGCUGACUUGACGGGAAAAAAAGCUGGUUUGACAACACAGAUGAGUAAUAUUGCACAGAAUCUGUUAUCAAUAAUUUGCGUGAAACUCUUGAUAAGUUAUUUGUAAAACUAAACGCGAACUUACGGCACACAUAUUGUACUUAAAUAUAACAAUAAAUGCGUGUAUUUCACUCAAGUUAGCGUUGGUGAACGUGUGCAUGCUUUAGUAUGUCGGAGCGUGAACAACUGAGAAACAUAAAUGAGAAAAUCGAUUUGAUUGAGCCCAGCACGGGAAAAUUGUUUUUCGAACACAAAACGGAGCUUGUGUUUAUCAAACCUCGCUUGAUGCCACUAAAGUCACAGGCGCUAGAGAGUCUGGAGGAGAUGCACCGGGAAACCGCGCGACAAUUGCAACAAAAACGCACAAAACGCAACAAUCCAAAGAACGCAGCAGACACACAGCAGGACGCCGCCUAGACUACGGCU